GGGCCUCUUUGAGGGAAAAUGAGUUUGAAGAGCAGCCGCGGGUAGUAGCGUUUCCUCACGUCUGAGCUACACGUCUCUGUUCACGUCACGGUGUCCACUGACAGGAGUCUUGUGUGACAGAGGACUGCUGCUGUUGAUCUCAUUCAGCGAUCACACUGGACACUAUUUGAGCUGGUAACAGGGAGUUAGUGCAAGCUGCCCAAGACAUUGAAGACAACAUCACCAAGAAACUUGAAGUGCCUGUUUUGAAACCUUGUUGGCAUUGAGCAACGUUGUAGCCUACCAGAGAUGGUCGGCAGAUUGAACUUGCCAAAUGUUUCUGGAGCAGAUCCACUGGAUAUGAGCUGUUACAAAGCAGACGGGGGACUCGACAGUCCGGAUUCAGGUUUACCGCCCAGUCCUAGUCCCAGCGGCUGGCUACCUGUACCUGCAGACAAGGAGGAGGGAAAAGCUUCUCUGGCUCCAUCCUUGCCUACCCGUUCAUUACCACAACUUCAGCCAUUGUCAUAUGGAGAAGGUGUAUCUCUCAGUCCACUGCCUGCAAAAGAGAUGAGAUACACCUCAUGUGUGAGUUAUGACUCAGACCGUCACUUCAUCCAGAACGUGACCCUGCGGCCCUGGGGUCAGGAGCUGGAGCACUGUCGACAGACCAUUGUGGCCAUGCCUCACAGUACCUGGCGCCAUUACAAGACACAGCUGGAGUUUGAGCCACGACACCGGCCUCACCAAUUCAGCAGCACCGCGAUCAUCUAUCCCAAGAGGACCAGUGUAAUGUAUUCCACUGAGCUGAACUACGACUGCCACCGUCUGGUCAGGCAUUUCAUCUCUAGUGUGGAGCUUGAGGCGUCGGGCCACAGGCAGGAAGCCCACACAGUGAAGAGGUGAUGGGUUGAGUACAAGAAACCACUGCUAUAUAUGUAUACACACAUACACACAUACACAUAGACCUGCUGUGUUUUUACACUUUGAUAGAUCCUAUUCAAAUAUCCUUAGAGUAAUUCAAUUUAUAUGGUCUCAUUUAGUUGGGCCCAGGUAAAGACAGUUUCACUUGAGGUGUCACUUGGUUAUUUUGUCCACAUAUAACAUGUGUUUCACGUGUUGUAUUUGUUCACCGGGUGAUAUGACUUCUGCACAACUUUCAUGUGUACACAGGUUUGUUUUUUCUUUAUUUAAGCAAGGUUUUUGAUUAAAGUCAACACCUUUCUAUUAAAGUGUAAGCUUAAUGUAGAAUGUACAAAUGAACAGUAGCUCUAAUGUUUUUUUUAACAUGAACAGUCAAUUUGACAUGUUUUUAUCUUGUGUGAAUGGAAUGCUGAAUAAUAUUUAUUGUCAUCUUCAAUUUUAGAUGUUUUUAUUCACAUUACCAAAUUUUACGUUUUUAAAUAAAGUAAUAAUUCUAUCCUA
This is a messenger RNA of Periophthalmus magnuspinnatus, 1404 nucleotides long. It is a transcript of the gene rflnb, whose product is annotated as refilin B. Gene Ontology annotation, molecular function: filamin binding. Bases 289 to 885 code for a protein of 198 amino acids. Lineage: Eukaryota; Metazoa; Chordata; Actinopteri; Gobiiformes; Gobiidae. The transcript is spliced from 3 exons. The record is from RefSeq and is a predicted model, not a curated record. Gene Ontology annotation, biological process: skeletal system morphogenesis; negative regulation of bone mineralization involved in bone maturation; actin filament bundle organization. Gene Ontology annotation, cellular component: actin filament bundle.